AUGUCUUGGUCUGAGGUUAAGAACUAUGACAUCCCAUUUUACACACCAAUAUCUUAUCGUGGAAGAACCAACAAGCUAUGUAGACUACCCAAUGGUAUGCUAGUAUUGCUGAUUUCAGAUCCUGGUGAGUCUUCAUUUGGCUGUUCCCUUUCUGUUGCAACUGGUUCUCAUAACGAUCCAAAAGAAAUUCCAGGUCUAGCUCAUUUAUGUGAGCACAUGAUUUUGGCGGCUGGUUCAAAAAAGUAUCCAAACCCGGGUCUUUAUCAUGAAUUGAUUGCCAAAAAUAAAGGGUUACAAAACGCCUAUACUACAGGUGAACAGACUACUUUUUAUUUCGAAUUACCAAACGUUAACCAAACCUCGACGCCUGUCUUCGAGGAUAUUAUAGAUGUUUUCGCAUCUUUUUUCAAAGACCCACUUUUUAAUCAAACACUAACAAGUAAAGAAAUUUAUGCCAUUGAAAGUGAACAUACUGGGAAUACAUCAAAUCCAACUAAAAUUUUUUACCAUGCUGAAAGACUUUUAGCUAAUAGUAAUCACCCAUUUAGUCACUUCUCAACUGGUAAUAUCAAUACCUUGAGUAGUGGUCCUCAACUCAGGAAAAUCAACUUAAAAUCUCUAUUAGACUCUUACUUUAAGGUGAAUUUUAAGGCCGAAAACAUGACAUUAUGUAUAAAGGGACCUCAAUCUGUUAAUAUCCUUACAAAAAUAGCUAUUCGAUAUUUUUCUGAUAUUAAAGGCUUAAACUCAAUUAAAAAACCAAAAAGAUUUGGAACUAUAAGAAAAUCGAUUUCGACAUCUGAAAAAUCUAUACCAUUGUCCCCAUCAUCUCCAACUUCAUGUAAGUCUAUUAGCUCAGUUUUAAGUGAAACCAACUCUUCUUUAUUAUCAACUAAAAUUUUGGAGAACGUCUGGUCACCAAAGUACAAUAACAUGGUUUGUUUUGACCCCAAGCCAAAAUACAAUACAAUUAUUGUAAAGUCAAACAAAAAACCCGUUUUAAGAUUGGUAUUUCCAGUGGUAACAAAUAAAGGUAAGUUUAGUAAGGAAGAAUUGAUAACCUUUUGCAACCUUUGGUGUGAAACUUUGGGAGACGAGUCAGAGAAUUCUAUAUGUAACAUUCUGAUGAAUGAGGAAUAUAUAACUGACAUACUGGCAUUCACAUCAGAUUUUGCAUUGAACAAUAUUGGAUUGAUAUUAGAAUUUUCUCUAACAGAUAAAGGUUUAAAUAACGUCAGUCACAUUAUAAAUUCAAUUAUGGAAUCGGCAAUUCCAAAAUUAUCAAAAGAGUAUACGGAAGAAUUGGCUAGGUUUUUAAGCGAAUGUGAUUCAAUUGAUUUGUUAAAUUUUCUUCACAAAGAAAGUGAGUUAUCACCAAUGGAGGAAUGCUCAGACUUAAGUGGUCUUAUGCAAACGGAUCUUGAUAUUCUGAAGCCAGAAUGUCUGUUCAAACAAAGUCCGAUGAUAGUAGGAAACAAAUAUCCUACUAUUGGUAAUUUUGGAGAAAGUUCAGAGAGUAGACAAUGGUGGUUAAAUAAGGCUACCAUGUACCAGGAAUUUUUGGAAAUGUACAUGAAUAAAGAUUUGUUAAGAAUUGCAUUAUUAUGCGAUUUUUCCGAAAAACAAUAUUUUGGUAAAAAUGUUUCUGAACAAAAGUUGGUUACUGACACAUUUUAUGAAUUUGAUUAUAUUAAAUUAUCGGUGUUACCUGAAAAGGUACCAGAAGAUCAGGUAGAUAUAUUCUCAAACUUAAAAUUCCCUGCUAAAAAUGAAUACAUUCCCGAAUUAGGAAGAAGUUUAUUAUACUUACGGGAAAUGCUGAAAAAAGUUUCAUAUGAAUCGAGAUCACCAAUAUUAUCAUUAACAACUCCUAGUAAGGCUACUAGACCAAUACCAAAGUUGGCGGAAAAAGGUGACAUGUAUGAAAUGUGGGUGAUGGAAGAUAAAUUCCGACCUUCUACUGAGAAAAAGACAAUUGUGACGUUUGAUUUAUUAAGUUUGGAUGUACCACCAACCCCCAAAAAUACAAUGCAUUUGGAAAUUUUAGGUCAAAUUUUAUACGUUUUACUAUCUCCAAAAUUAUACCCUUCUUUAAAAUUAGGAUAUACUUACGAAAUUGCAUCUUCCUCGAAGGGAGAUGUUAGAUUGAGUUUUACACUUUCUGGUUAUUCAGAUGGGUUAACAGAAGUUGUCAAAACCGUCAUUAAAACCUGCUUUACAAUUGCAAUUGAUGAUGAAAUUCCAUCAAAAAGAUUACUGAGAAGAGCCAGAAUUCUUACAAGAAGAAAGUAUGAAAGUGCAGCAGCAGAGAAUUGUGCCAAACUUGCAAGCGUUGGGCUAAUCAUUAUGCUUGAAAAAUAUAUUUGGCCUUUAGAAGACAGACUGAAUGCCUUAGAAGAGUCCGAUAUUCAUUCAUUCAAAGAGUUUUGUAUUGCUUUCCUUCGUUCUAAAAAAUACUUAAAUUUGAUUGUACAAGGCAAUUUAAAAUGUGCCAAUGAAAUAAACAAAUAUCUAAAUGACAGUUUUACAAAUCAUUUAGGUGAAAAAUCAGGUAAAAAUACAAAAUCAGUCGAUUGUUCAAAGACGACAAAACUGCUAGAACCAGGAACAAAUUGCAUAUUCGAACAUUUUGGACAUCCUGAUGACCCUAAUAAUUGUAUUGUUUAUUUUAUUCAAACUGGCAAAAGAGAUGAUAAGAAAGCUCUUGCUUUGACAUCAUUUACCGAAUACCUUUUAUCUCUAACCUUAGUUCCUGAUCUUAGAAAUAAGAAACAAAUCGGCUAUGUAGUAUUUGGUGGGAUGAGAGUACUUUCGGACACAGUUGGAAUCCAUAUCACUGUCAUGUCGGGAAGCAAUCCAUUGGACUUAGAAGAAAAGAUCGAUGAAUACUUGUAUUUCCUAGAAUCCGAGGUACUAAAGAAAUUAUCAGAAGAACAAUUUGGAAAAAAAUUUGUAAAAGAUUACUUGUCGACAAUGGGCGGUGAUUCAACGGGGGAUAUGAUGAGUACGGCUGGUCCACCUAAUGUUCUUGAUGGGAUUGCAGCUAAUGUACAAGCUGGAGAUUUUUCAGUUUUGAACAGCUUACAAAUGAUAACCCAUAGGAGAAUUAAGAACGAAAUCACAAGCAAGAGAUAUAAUUUCUCUAAUGAUGAUAUUGAGACUGAUUUGAAUUUCAUCAAACAUCUAACCUUAAAGAAAUAUCUGAAAUUUUUUGAGGAAAAUAUCUCUAUCAGUUCAGUGAACAGAAGUAAGUUAUCAGUAGCGAUUACAAGUCCAAUGGCAACUCAGGAAAUCAUGAACAGAAAGUUUUUCUUGCAGUUGGAGGGGUUUUUAAAAUUAAAUGGGUUUACCAUUAACAACGACACAUUAAAAAGUAUGGUUAGUGAGUCACAAGGAAGACCGGGAAAGCUUUUCAAGCUUCUGUUCAAUUAUUUCAGUAAUCGAGGUGAAGGUUGGAAAUUCUGUAAAAUUGUCACUAGUGAGGUAUUGAAGAUUAUUGCCAUCAGUGUCAAGCCAAAUUUUUCUGGUAUUUUCCCAUCGAGCAAACAAAGUGAUAGCUCCAAUAUUCAAACAUGGUCUUCUAGUGUAAAACCUGCGAUAACUUUAACAAAAGUUAAUGAUGUUCAUAUAUUCAAAGUAUGA
This is a messenger RNA of Vanderwaltozyma polyspora DSM 70294, 3642 nucleotides long. RefSeq names its product Axl1p (gene AXL1). Gene Ontology annotation, molecular function: metal ion binding; metalloendopeptidase activity. The transcript has a single exon. Gene Ontology annotation, cellular component: cytosol; mitochondrion. Bases 1 to 3642 code for a protein of 1213 amino acids. Gene Ontology annotation, biological process: peptide catabolic process. NCBI's taxonomy places the organism in Eukaryota, Fungi, Ascomycota, Saccharomycetes, Saccharomycetales, Saccharomycetaceae. The record is from RefSeq and is a predicted model, not a curated record.